Monodelphis domestica (gray short-tailed opossum) is the source of this 3067-nucleotide messenger RNA. It is a transcript of the gene SLC5A6, whose product is annotated as solute carrier family 5 member 6. Lineage: Eukaryota; Metazoa; Chordata; Mammalia; Didelphimorphia; Didelphidae. Gene Ontology annotation, molecular function: symporter activity. Gene Ontology annotation, cellular component: membrane. The record is from RefSeq and is a predicted model, not a curated record. Gene Ontology annotation, biological process: sodium ion transport; transmembrane transport.
AGGCGGUGGUGCCUACGCAGGGGGUGUCCGCCAGUGGGGCAACCUGGGCUGGGGUGGAGGCGGGUCCGGAGAGGUACUCCAAGUAGAAGAGAACCAUUAUGACUCGGAAGCAAGGAAGUAAAGAGUGUGCAGGACAGAGAAAAGUUAAUGAUGAGGAGCUGGAAAGAGAUGGAGGGGACUUCUUAACAUUGGCCUAAGCAGAGGAGCUUGACUCCUACCAUGCCACGCAGCAGAAGAGGAGAACAGUGAGGAGAGUGAUUGGGCAAUAAGUUGUAGUUGCAAUUCAUCUUUUGCCUUUGCACGGCUAGAAAGCAUUGCAGAAUCUGAAAGGGAUACCCAGGUACAGGGGAUGAGCAUCAGAGACUUGUAUUCGGGGGUAAGUCCAUCCACUAUAGCCCUUUCAACGGCAAACCAUGCAAAACCCCCCCCUGAAUUCACCCUUGUGGACUAUGGAGUAUGCAUAUUGUUGUUGGUGUUAUCGCUUGCAAUCGGGCUGUACUAUGCACGUCGAGGCAGAGGUCAAAACACAGUCCGCCAGUUCCUGUUGGCUAACCGUAGCAUGGGCUCCCUACCUGUGGCACUAUCUCUUCUUGCCACCUUUCAGUCAGCUGUGGCUGUCCUGGGAGUCCCUGGGGAGAUCUACCGUUUUGGCACCGAGUAUUGGUUCCUAGGCUGCUCCUACAUAAUAGGUCUGCUGGUGCCUGCCCAUAUCUUCAUACCCAUCUUCUACCGUCUGAAUAUCUCCAGUGCCUAUGAGUACCUGGAACUUCGUUUCACUAAGACUGUGCGACUGUGUGGAACCCUAACCUUCAUCUUUCAAAUGGUGAUCUAUAUGGGUGUUGUUCUGUAUGCCCCAGCCUUGGCACUCAAUGCAGUGACAGGCUUUGAUCUGUGGGGCUCAGUGCUGGCUCUAGGCAUUGUCUGUACUAUCUAUACUAGUCUGGGUGGGCUGAAAGCAGUCAUUUGGACAGAUGUGUUCCAGACAGUGGUCAUGUUCCUGGGACAGAUAGCCAUUGUCAUUGUUGGGGCUGCCAAGGUGGGCGGCUUGGGGCGUGUUUGGGAUGUGGCUUCACAGCAUGGCCGUAUCUCUGGGAUUGACCUGAAUCCAGACCCAUUUGUGCGGCACACCUUCUGGACGCUAGCUAUCGGGGGGAUAUUUAUGAUGCUUUCCUUAUAUGGAGUAAACCAGGCCCAGGUGCAGCGCUACCUCAGCUCCCACACCGAAAGAGCUGCUAUUCUUUCCUGCUAUGCCGUAUUCCCCUGCCAGCAGGUGACACUUUGCAUUGGCUCCCUCAUUGGUCUUGUCAUGUUUGUCUAUUACCUCGACUACCCCCUGAGUCCAGAACAAGCUCAGAUCUCCUCUGACCAGAUGGUCCUACACUUUGUGAUGGACAUCCUGGGGGGGCUUCCAGGCUUGCCUGGGCUCUUUGUUGCCUGUCUCUUCAGUGGUUCUCUCAGCACAAUCUCCUCAGCUUUUAAUUCACUUGCAACAGUCACCAUAGAAGAUCUGAUCCGGCCCCACUUCCCUGAAAUCUCAGAGGAGCGGGCCACCUUGAUUUCCAAAGGCCUUGCUGUAGCCUAUGGUCUAAUAUGUCUGGGAAUGGCCUAUGUCUCCUCCUUAAUGGGACCCGUGCUGCAGGCAGCAAUAAGCAUCUUUGGGAUGAUUGGGGGACCUCUGCUUGGAUUAUUCUGUCUUGGCAUUUUCUUUCCUUGUGCCAAUUCAACUGGUGCAGUGUUGGGUCUACUGGCUGGACUCAUCAUGGCCUUCUGGAUUGGCAUCGGGAAUAUGGUGAGCAACAUGACCUCGAAGAUAGUGGUUCCACCGCCCAAUGGCACUGGCUUGCCCUCUUAUAGAAACAUGACAAUUGUCACUGUGACCACACUGAUGCCCUUCACAGUAUCCCAGCCCACAGGAAUACAACGGUUCUAUAACCUGUCCUAUUUAUGGUAUAGUGCACAUAGUUCAACCACAGUCAUCAUCAUGGGACUGCUUGUCAGUCUUCUCACUGGUGGAACAAGGGGCCAGCCCCCAAACCCUCGGACAAUUUAUCCAGUGCUGCCACGACUAUUUGCCCUCCUGCCCAUCUCCUGUCGGAACCGCCUGCCCUGUCAGGGUUAUAACCAAGACCUCUCCUAUGAGACAGAUACAGUACCAGAGAAGAUGAGGAAUGGAAUGCUGACUAGCUAUGGGGAAGAGGAAGUGGUGGUAAUGCCUGAGCAAGGCCACAUCCAAGGGGACCAUGGUCAUACCUUCAUACUGCAGGAGACAUCACUGUGACAUGGGAACAGAACAGAAUCCACUGUCUCUGAUUCACCCUCUACUCAUGAGGCAAACACAUCAACCCCUUUCUCCUGCAGACCAAGAGCAGUCCUGUAUCCAUUCCAGUGGGGAUGUCUGAGUGCCAAAGGACCAUCUAUCUUACUACAUGAUGCACCCUAUAGGAUAGCUGGUGCCAUGAUUUCCAGUUACCGACCAUCUUGUUAUUUCUCAUUAUUGUUGGCCCUUCUUCAUGCCCUUAGCAGAAAAACAUCUAAAAUAUAAGAGGAGACAAUACAGUAUCCCCAGGGAAGAAGGCCUUCUUCAGGGAGAUUAAAAGAGAACUUGUUGGAGACUGGUUUAACUUAAGACCCUCUAUUUCCCACCCCCCACCCCACCAACACAGGACCUUGUUGUCAAGUUGCUAAUGACCUAAAGCCCCAACUUAAGCAUAGUCUGCACAAGACAGAGAGUUCUCCAGAGGUCAAGAAAAGCUGUGGUCUCCAGGAGCUCCCACUAGUGGAAGACCUUCCUGCUUUGCUAAAAGGUUUAUUAGGCCCUGUUGGAAUGAGAGGAAGUUUCUAGCACACUCUACAGGAGCGAGUAGUGAUAGGGCAGGCUCUGAUCAUCAGAAGCAAAAGCAAAGUGCACUGACCAGGCUGGUGGCUAACUCCUGCCCUCUGAUUUGGGGCUUAUACCUCUUGUUUCCUGAUUAUCAACUGCUCUGUCAUCCUACCUGAAUGUUCUGCCUCUUUUGGAGGCUUCUUCAUGUACCCACUUGCCCUGGGAAAUACAGUUCUUUUAAGUGGA